Molecule: messenger RNA, 1235 nt
Organism: Manis pentadactyla (Chinese pangolin)
Lineage: Eukaryota; Metazoa; Chordata; Mammalia; Pholidota; Manidae
Gene: HOXD12
Product: homeobox D12
Exons: 2
Coding region: 1-813 (270 amino acids)
Biological process (GO): regulation of DNA-templated transcription
Molecular function (GO): DNA-binding transcription factor activity, RNA polymerase II-specific; sequence-specific double-stranded DNA binding
Source: RefSeq, a predicted model, not a curated record
AUGUGUGAGCGCACUCUCUACAGAGCGGGCUAUGUGGGCUCGCUUCUGAAUCUGCAGUCGACCGACUCCUACUAUUUCUCCAACCUGAGGCCGAAUGGCGGCCAAUUGGCCGCGCUUCCCCCCAUCUCAUACCAGCGAGGCGCGCUGCCCUGGGCCACCACGCCCGCCUCCUGCGCCCCAGCGCAGCCUGCCGGUGCCACUGCCUUCGGCAGCUUCUCGCAGCCCUACCUGGCCGGCUCCGGGUCUCUCGGCCUGCAGUCCCUGGGCGCCAAGGACGGACCCGAAGAACAGGCCAAGUUUUAUACGUCCGACGCGGCCUCUGGUUCAGAGGAGCGUGGUCGUUCGCGGCCGCCGUUGUCCCACGAGUGUAGCCUGGCCCCCGCUGCCGCUGCUCUUAAAGCUGCCAAGUACGACUAUACUGGCCUGGGCCGUGCUGCGCGGGGCUCUGCGGCCCUGCUGGAGGGGACCCCCUGUGCCGCCGGCUUCAAGGACGACGUCAAGGGCCCGCUCAACUUGAACAUGACAGUGCAGGCUGCGGGCGUCGCCUCUUGCCUGCGACCUUCGCUGCCCGACGGCCUGCAGUGGGGGGCGGCCCCGGGGAGGACCCGCAAGAAGCGGAAACCCUACACUAAACAGCAGAUUGCGGAGCUGGAGAAUGAAUUCCUCCACAACGAAUUCAUCAACCGGCAGAAACGCAAGGAAUUGUCCAACAGGCUGAACCUCAGCGACCAGCAGGUCAAAAUAUGGUUUCAGAAUCGGCGUAUGAAGAAGAAGCGCGUGGUACUGCGUGAGCAGGCGCUGGCGCUCUAUUAACACCCCUGGCAUGGCCACACUGCCUGGACGGGCUUGCCUUUUUGAGCGGAGUCCUGGCAUGGGGGAAGAGCUGAAACGUGGGGCUUUCCUUCCUUUCCUUCACCGCUGUUCCCAGAUACUCUCCUGCUCAAUCUGCAGCCCCAGAAGCCAGCAGGAAAUUUAAAGACUUGGACAGUUGGAUCUCCACACUCUCUCCGAGGAGCAAGCAAAAAAUGCAGCAAAACCUUGGCCUUGAGGCUUCCUGAGUGGGGGCCUGGGUUCGCCUGUCCUAGCUGUUGCCUGGGGCACUUACACCUGGGGCUCACCCUAGCUCCCUGUACUUGGAUUUCUGCUUCCACUUGGUUAGUCUCCUUCUCCCAUUCUCCCCUUUCCCCCUUCUCCCCUUCCCACCCUUUCUGUAUUUAGCGGGCAUCUAGCUAGAG